This is a messenger RNA of Pimephales promelas (fathead minnow), 3171 nucleotides long. RefSeq names its product AIF family member 3 (gene aifm3). NCBI's taxonomy places the organism in Eukaryota, Metazoa, Chordata, Actinopteri, Cypriniformes, Leuciscidae. Gene Ontology annotation, biological process: execution phase of apoptosis. Gene Ontology annotation, cellular component: mitochondrion; cytoplasm. Gene Ontology annotation, molecular function: 2 iron, 2 sulfur cluster binding; oxidoreductase activity, acting on NAD(P)H. The record is from RefSeq and is a predicted model, not a curated record.
UGGGAAAAUUCAUGCUGUGUUAGCAUCCCUGAGCAACUCUAUCAAUACUGCAUACAGCUGAGUUACUGGCAAGAGUCCUGCUGCUGCAACCCCAACCUCCGCCAGAGAGAGAGAGAGAGAGAGAGAGAGAGAGAGCAGGAGUGAGUAAAAAGAAAGAAGGGGGUAAAAAGAGAGGGUGUUUAUGAAAGACAAGCACAAAAGUGAGAGAGAGAGAGUAAGAGAGAACAGUUCUUACAAGCGCCUCUGCUUUCUGCUGUGUGUGUGUGUCAGAGGUUUGUGGUGGGACUGUGUCUUGAUCUUGGGCUACUGCAGUAAAAGCGCGAGGAGGAGGUAGGAGAGGAGAGUGCUGCGCUCUGGAAUUCUCCACAGGAAAGAGGAAUAACACCAAUCCAGCUUCACAGAUAACAUCUGACUGAAAACCUAGUGACAUUUCAGCGGGAUCCACACCUCUUGCCACAUGCAGAAAACUCUGAGCACACCUGAUUGAGACAGGACCAGGCUGUGUAUCAUGUACAGUCAGUGAUCUCUGAGAUGGCCGUAUGGGCCAGACGGGCCAGAGUUUCCCCCCUGCAGCGCUGCCACCACCUCCUCCAGUGCAUCUGAUCCGCCCAGCCCCGCUAACACCCACCCUGGGCUUCCCUCUCAUCGGGCCACCUGGCUUCACUCCGGGCCCAUCAUGGGAGGAUGCCUUUCCAAACCCAAACCAGUAGAGGUCAAAGUUGAGCUCAAUCUUUUGGACAAAGAGAAGGAGGUGGACCUGAUGUCUCCUAAUGGAAAAGCCAGUCCAUUUUCAGAAUGCAGACCCAACGGAUCUCUGGGACACUGUUCGGACGAGGACAGCAUGACGUUGCGGCCGCAGCGUAAACACAGAGAUUUCAUAGAGGCGUCUGUCUGCCACAUAAAAGACCUUGAGAAUGGACAAAUGCGUGAGGUGGAUUUGGGGGCAGGUCGUGCUCUGCUCAUUAAGGAACACGGAGAAUUCUUUGCAAUGGGACACAAGUGCCCACAUUAUGGGGCUCCACUGGUCAAAGGCGUGCUAUCAAAAGGACAUGUACGAUGUCCAUGGCAUGGGGCAUGUUUUAACAUUGCUACGGGUGAUAUUGAGGACUUUCCUGGACUAGACAGUUUGCCUACCUUCCAGGUCAGAGUCGAAAAGGAGAAGGUGAUAAUAAGAGCAAACAAGCAGGCCCUUCAGACUCAGCGGCGGUCAAAGGCCAUGUCAAAAUGUUCAGCGGUCAUCAAUUCCAGCACUGGAUUCAGCCACGUUCUCAUUAUUGGAUCAGGUCCUGCUGCUCUGGUGUGCGCUGAGACUCUGAGGCAGGAGGGCUUCACUGACCGUAUAGUGAUGUGCACCAUGGACAAACAUCUGCCUUACGACAGGCCUAAACUGAGUAAGUCUUUAGAGAGCACAGCUGAGCAUCUGCAGUUGCGAUCCUCUGACUUCUUUCAAGUGCACGACAUAGAGAUCCUUUUAGAGAAAGAGGUUGUUUCUGUGGAUGUAAAGACACGGACUGUGAUAUUUCGGGAUGGUUUUAAAAUGGAGUAUCGAAAACUCUUCAUUGCCACUGGGAGCAGACCCAAACCUCUGAGCUACAAAGGCAAAGACGUGGGAAAUGUGUUUCACCUCAGAACACCUGAGGAUGCAAACGGCAUUGCUACACUCGCCAGCAGUAAGAAUGCCGUCAUUGUGGGAACCUCGUUUAUUGGUAUGGAGGUGGCUGCAGCUCUCACAGAUAAAGCUCACUCAGUGUCUGUGAUCGGCAUAGAGGCCGUGCCGUUCCGGAAAGCUCUCGGGGAGAAAGUGGGGAAAGCUUUGAUGAAGCUAUUCGAGUUGAACAGGGUGAAGUUCUACAUGUUGAACGAGGUGUGGGAGAUGCGAGGGCAUAAUGGACAGUUAAAAGAAGUGGUUCUAAAAAGUGGCAAAGUCUUAAGAGCUGACGUCUGUGUUAUUGGCAUAGGCUCGGGUCCAGCCACAGCAUUCCUGAAGCAGAGUGGAGUGCACAUGGACUCCAAAGGAUUCAUCCCAGUCAAUAAGACCAUGCAGACGAACAUCGACGGGGUCUUCGCUGGGGGUGACGUGGUAACGUUUCCUCUAGCUCUACGCAGCAAUAAGAAGGUGAACAUUCCCCACUGGCAGAUGGCUCAUGUACACGGUAAAGUGGCUGCCCUCAGCAUAAUGGGAAAGCCUUCAGACAUUAAAACGGUGCCUUAUUUCUGGACAGCCAUGUUCGGGAAAAGCAUACGAUAUGCAGGUUACGGAGAAGGCUUCGAUGAUGUCGUCAUCCAGGGAGAUUUGGAUGACCUGAAAUUUGUGGCAUUCUACACAAAGAGCGAGGAGGUGGUAGCCGUGGCCAGUAUGAACUACGACCCCAUUGUGUCACGGGUUGCCGAAGUCUUUCGCUCUGGAAAGACGAUUAGGAAACGUGACGUGGAGACAGGAGACAUGUCAUGGCUGAUAGACAAAGGCUCACAGUGAGAACGUGCACAUUAUGUGUUUUCCUUGCCGAACUCGGACGUUCUCCUGUACCAGACGUAGUCUUAGUGCUGCAGCUGCAGUUGGUUAAGUGGGACACUACAUGGGAGACGUAUGCUGUCCUAAAGCGAGCACCUGGGCCGUGCCGAGGACGUCGUCCCCGUGAGGUGGAACCUCUCCAGGCCUGGAUUCAUUCACAGCGCUAACAAAUGAGCCUCUCUCUCUCUCUCUCUUUGAUUCGCAGAUUGGUCGACUCUGGCCUCUCUGCUUUUGCAUGAAGCAUCUGCCUGUACACUGGAGAGCCGUUAAGGGGAAUUAUCAUAUUUUAUUUUGUACGUGCGACUUUGUAUAUAGCUGUUACCAGAAGAAACAUUCAAAAAAAUAAGACUGCACUUUUCGUACCGAACCUCUGCUACUGAUUAGCCUGGCUACGGGAUGUUUGGCUCUCAUCGAAAUAUGCAGCCCCAUGCAGCUUUGCUUGCGGCAGUUUGUAGACGUAGAGAGAGCAGAUGCAUGAUCAUUCAUAUGCACAGGGCAUUCGUUUUCAUUAAGAAUUUCCCAAAGGAUUUUAACGUGGGAUUAUUAUUCAGGGAAAGUAACAAGGUCCAUAUGUCAAUGUCUAUGAAUAUAAAUGAAAUAUAGGUAACACUUUAUUUCAAUAGUCCACUUUAGACAUUCAACUAACUAUAAGUACCUUU